CCCUGUGCCGUUGACUGGCUGGGCUAACUGUCUGUGGGUUAGCUGGGUAUAUUUAGCUGAUUGCAUUAUCGGAUGAGAUUUAACCUGCAGUGCAACAAUCUAGAGUUAAGGACGGACGUAUAGUUGAUGGUGUUUUCAUGCCGAGGACCUAAGCUAACAGCUAGCAGCAGCUGGAUCUUCUGUGUGAGGAGCACCGACAACAACAGACACAACAAGUUCCGAGAUGUCUUCAGACGAAGACAGGGCCAAGGAGAUCCUCAAGGGCUUCAGACUAAACUGGAUGAACCUUCGAGAUGCAGAGACGGGCAAAGUGCUGUGGCAGGGAACUGAGGACCUGUCGGUGCCAGGAGUCGAACAUGAAGCUCGCGUCCCAAAGAAGAUCCUGAAGUGUAAAGCCGUCUCCAGAGAAUUGAACUUUUCCUCCUCAGAGAAACUGGAGAAGUUCAGACUGGAGCAGAAGGUUUUCUUCAAGGGACAGUGUCUAGAAGAAUGGUUCUUUGAGUUUGGCUUUGUCAUCCCCAACUCCACCAACACAUGGCAGUCUCUGAUUGAAGCAGCUCCAGAGUCCCAGAUGAUGCCAGCCAACGUUCUAACUGGUAAUGUGAUCAUAGAGACCAAGUUCUACGAUGACGACCUCCAUGUCAGUACCUCCAAGGUACGACUCUUCUACGUCUGACCUCUGACCGCUGACUCUACCUUCCAAACCACUGACGUCCUGCCAAGGUCUAUAGAUUACCGAGGUUAGCUGCAGUAAACGGCUCAUUGCCGACCUGGGAUCAGCACAUCUGGAUGAACCCAGCUGUGCUCCCUCAGCCUGUGGCGGGAGCUUUGUGUUUGGUUGUAUUCUUGUUUUGUGUCCUCCUGAAAACGUGUCGUAGACCUUGGGAGGAGAGGGGAGAGGAGGAGAGCACCCUCUGCUGUUUCCUCUGUCUCUCUGCAUCCCCAACCUUCCAGACUGUUCCACUGUAAAUACCCUCCACUGAUCUCCAGUCAGCCAGGGAGCCACUCAGGAACACAUCAGAUGUGAAACCUGUCUGCUGGGACCUUCUCCUUUCUGUUGGAAACACUGCUCUCCAUGUGGCAAGGGAGGAUGCUCAGAGUCUCCGCAGAGCUGCGUUCAACGUUUCCUCCUGCUCAUCAGAAACCCCUAGGCAACACUUCCUCCAGCUGUCCCACUUCCUGUGAAAUCCACUCUUCCUGACAGAGUAGAUCAUCGUGUCCCGUUCCACCAGUGAAAUGCAGCCUCUGUUUGUAGUCAGUAACUUGUAAAGUCAGAAAAUGGUUCCGUGAUAUCAGAGAAAUAGAAGUUUUACGCAUGUAUUUGAGCACAACGACUCAGUUCUGAGACGUCAACUUCUACGAGCUGACGAGGACUGCCUGAAUGCAUCUUUGAUGGCGGUCUCUGUGAGGUCGAGUGGUAGCUGUAGUCCUCUGAAGCGGGACACAGCUUCCAUCGACCUGUUUCCUGAGGACAUGAGCCUGGUCAGAAGAGUGAUGUUUUAGGAUGAGAAGCUGCACACUGACACGUCUUUUAUUACAUCCACUCACAUGCUUGUACUUAUAAUGCUUGACUUUUAACUAAACCCUCAUCCGGUGUAGACCCGCGUCAUUUACUCUCAGUAGUUGACCGUUUGAGCCCAGCUAGCCCCAGAUGCUAACAGCUGCUCAGCUCAGCUCUGUACACUCUGGCUUCACUGCGUGGAUGUCACUGUUUGUUUUUUCCUAGCUAACUGAGCUGUGUAAAAUAGUUUUAAUAUGACACAAGUUGUGGAUUAAAGUUAUCCAAUGUUGUAAUAACA
Molecule: messenger RNA, 1799 nt
Organism: Etheostoma spectabile (orangethroat darter)
Lineage: Eukaryota; Metazoa; Chordata; Actinopteri; Perciformes; Percidae
Gene: pde6d
Product: phosphodiesterase 6D, cGMP-specific, rod, delta
Exons: 5
Coding region: 224-676 (150 amino acids)
Biological process (GO): sensory perception of light stimulus
Cellular component (GO): cytoplasm
Source: RefSeq, a predicted model, not a curated record